GUGGAUAAGCACCUGCUCCAGAGUGACUUGGUGAUUUUCAGUUUCCUCCUAUCUUCCUCAAUCAGUCAGUUGAGGUUAAAUUAUCAACCAAAUCAAAUGUUGGUAUUUGUUGCGUUCUAAAAUUGAAUAGAAUAAACGGUAGGAGUUCUUGUGAUUAUUAGUUAGUGCGACUUUUAAAAUGUCAGAAACUAAGACCUUUACUUUAGAAGAGAUUGCCGAGCACCAAGAUAAAAAAUCGGUGUGGAUUUUAAUUCAUGGAAAUGUGUAUGAUGUGACGAAAUUCCUUGAAGAGCAUCCUGGUGGGGAAGAGGUUCUUCUAGAUCAAGCAGGUAAAAAUGCAACAGAAGCCUUUGAAGAUAUUGGCCAUUCUACAGACGCAAGGGAGUUAAUGAAACAGUACCGCAUUGGAGAACUAUGCGAAGAAGACAAGAAAAAGAUUGUUGAAAUUGAGGAAAAAAAUCAUUGGCCUAUCAAUGCAAAUGAUGAUAGUUCCUGGAAAAACUGGCUUAUUCCCAUCACUGUAGCUGUUCUGGCAUCUCUUCUGUAUCGUUUCUACAUGAAUUAUAAUGUAUGAUUCAUAGCAAAGAGCACAAAAUUGUACAGGGUUAUUUAAAAUCGAUCACUUUGUGACAAUGCCAACUACCUGGGGUAUUUUUUAAAGCGAAUUCUGUAUUUGAUUUUCACUGCUGGAGAUUCUGUAAAGUUCUUUUCAUUUGGGAGAUUAUAAUUACUUAUUUCUUUUUUUAAAAAAAAACUUUCUUCCUUUUUGUUGUAUAAAUAUACUACUCAAAAUUCCUUUCUCAUUAAUUGUUUGUCUGAAAAGUAUGUUUGACCCUUCAUACUGUUUACUUGUUUAUUUUGUAUAUCAUAUUUGAUAUCUUAUAUAAUUAGACAUAAUAGAUUUAUUGUUUAGUCUGGUUAUGUUAAUAUUUCAAAGUUUGUAUAAAACUUUUUUUACAUGUUUCUUUAAGGAGGGAACAAUUUAUGGCUGUUAAUCACAUCCUAUUUUAAUAAAUGGCUACAUAAGUGUGAUUUUCAUAGUAUAUUCUUGAUAUUGCGACAAUUAUCUAAUGAAAUCCGUUUAUAUCAUGUUUGCAGCUGAAAAGUUGUUCAUUUUAAAUGCUUCUUAAAAAUUUCGUUUAUCUUGUCUAAUGAAUCUUUUAUAAAUUUUAUUUGCCUGCUGGUAUUAGUUUUUAUUAAAAUGUUUAAAUUCUGUAUAAUGUGUCCUGUGGCUUUUAUUUUUUACACUUAUGGUAAUGCUAUGAUUUUCACAUUUCAAGAAUGCAUUGGAAGCCUUACUUUGCAAUUAUUUUGUCUUUUUGGUUUUCAUAAAGUAAAUGAUAUUCCACUUGU
Argiope bruennichi is the source of this 1353-nucleotide messenger RNA. It is a transcript of the gene Cyt-b5, whose product is annotated as cytochrome b5-like. The record is from RefSeq and is a predicted model, not a curated record. Bases 179 to 574 code for a protein of 131 amino acids. NCBI's taxonomy places the organism in Eukaryota, Metazoa, Arthropoda, Arachnida, Araneae, Araneidae. Gene Ontology annotation, molecular function: heme binding. Gene Ontology annotation, cellular component: membrane; intracellular membrane-bounded organelle. The transcript has 6 exons.